Rotaria socialis is the source of this 246-nucleotide messenger RNA. The record is from the annotation of a GenBank genome assembly. NCBI's taxonomy places the organism in Eukaryota, Metazoa, Rotifera, Eurotatoria, Philodinida, Philodinidae.
AUGACUUUUCCAUCUCUAUAUGAAAUUGAAGAUGAUCAAAUUCCUAACACUGCUGGCGACGUUGAUACGCAACGUUUUCUUAGACAACCUGUAGAACAAAAUCCAUGGUUAUUUAAACGAAAUUCUCCUCUGUGCGAUUAUCGAUUACAUUUUCGACCUUUACCAUUGGCAACAACUCUUUGUUCAUAUCGAAACCAUCAUAAGGGAGACGACGUAAAUCAAAUAAAUCCAUUUAAAUAUGGUUAA